AUGCAUCGAGUAUUGCUCUUUAAACUUAUAAUUAUUUUGGUUAUAUUAACCUUCUCACCUAAUGUUCAAGGAUCAUCUUGCACUCAAAAUGGUAAUACGUUACAAUGUUCCUUCACAGGUCCUUCAACAAUCAAUACAAAUUCUAUUCCAAUUGGAAUCAAUUCACUUAAUAUUACAUAUAGUGGAUCUACCAGUUUAAGUAUAAUGGCACCAUCAACAGUAACUUUAAUUCAAAUAAAUCCUGUUGAUACCAAUGACAAUCAUACAAUUCAAAUAUCAAAUAUAAAUACUGGUACAGCACGUAUUGAGAUAAAUAUUCGUCUCUCAACCAAUCAAGUUUUAUUAACAUUAUUUACACCAACAUGUUCUAUUCUCGCAUCAAAUAGUACUAUACGUAUUCAUGUCAUACAAACAAUUUCCGAUGCAGCUAAUUUCAAAAUAUUUGAUAGUUCAAAUACAGGAACAAUGAAUUUUGGUACUUAUGAAGUUAUUUUUGAUCAAAAUAAUUCAAAUUCUGGCACUUUAAAUUUUCCAAAUCUUAUUUGUGGAUUAAAAAAUAUUUCAAGUAUAAUUAUAUCUGGUAAUAAACAUUAUCUUAAUGUUCAACAAUCUCAAAUGGCGUCACCUAUUAGUAUUUAUCGAUUAGCAUUAAAAAAUCUUCGUUUAUAUAAUCAAGUUUUAUAUAAUGUUAAUAAUCUACAUGAAUAUUUGAUUGAAGGAUGUGAUUAUAACAAAACGGCACAAUUUUUAAAUUCUAAUCAAGAUAAUAAUAUAUCAUUAAUCAUGAAAAAUAACAAUCCAUUAGAUUUAACAUUACCAAAUGGUGAAAAUGCUUUUAAUGUAGCAAAUGUAAGAUUUAUAAGUAUAACUCUUAAUGAACCAAAAUUGAAUUCAUCAUGUUUAAAUACAAUUAAAGGAUCAAAAUUAAAUCUUAUAACAUUAGUUCUCAAUCUUGGUUCUUAUUCCGCCGAUGAUUUUGAGGAAUGGAAAGAAGAAAAUCCUUAUUUUUGGUAUUUAACAAUAAUGAAUAUUUCAACAUUAGAUAUAUUUCCAUCGAAAUUUUUCAAUAGCUUAGAUGCUUUAGUUCAAACAACAUUACAAGGUACAUUUAGUCUGGAAAAAAAUCAUAUAUGCAUUUUUGCUGGUUUUCCUAUUCCGGCUAGACCAGUAUCUCCUCUUCUAACAUUAUCUUCUUCAGAAAAUCCAGGAGAGUGGGAUAAAUGUGCUGAUACUUAUAUAAAAGCUAUUAAUCAGAGAUCAAUCGAAAAUGUUCAAUGUCCUAACGAGAAUACUUGUCAAGAUUGUGCCGAUUGGAGUCAACUUGCACAACUAUGCUCUCUCACUACAUUUGAAAAUCAAUGUGAAGACACUACAAGAGCCACAAAUAACCCAUUUUACUAUAGCAACAGUUAUUUGUAUAGUUUCUUUCAAAAUUGUUCAUGGUUAGAUCGACCAACAUGUUCAGCAGUAACACCAUCAUCACAACCAAAUUCAAUGAAUAUUGGUGCUAUUAUUGGUGCAGUAUGUGGUCUUAUUGUAGCUAUUGCAAUUCUUGGAAUUACAAUUUUUUAUAUUUAUCAAUCACGUAGAAAACAAGCAGCUAAAAAUUUAGGAUCAACAUCGAAGGAAAAACCUGGACAUUCAGCAUAUGACUCAACAAAUGUGUCGGUAGCAACAAGUAAAACAUCUCAAUCAUCACGUUAUGCACUUCAACAUUCAUUUUUUCCUCCAAUACAACCAAAUGAUGAAAUAGCUCCACCACUUUAUACUGCACCAUCAGAAUCGAUUGCUCCUACAUCACCUUAUAAUUUCCCACCAGCACCAAGUGCUCCUCGUGAUAGUAUUUCAACUCAUGCAACACAUGUAUAUGAAACAGUUGACAAUUAA
Molecule: messenger RNA, 1887 nt
Organism: Adineta steineri
Lineage: Eukaryota; Metazoa; Rotifera; Eurotatoria; Adinetida; Adinetidae
Source: the annotation of a GenBank genome assembly